UUAAUGUAGUAGUUUAUGCGACCCUGGUCAAAUCUCGCGAUAACAUAUCCCAGAUACCUUAAAAACGUGAUUUUAACGAAGGGAAACAAUAUUAUGCCUAUUAAAGUUAGUGCAGUUGGAUUUCUGCUCAUUUUAACAAUCCGGUAUACUCGCCAGUUAAUUAAUGUCGCUUGUUUUCGCCGGCCUGCCCCGAGAGAUAGGUGUGUUUAUCGACAGAGCAACUUUCUCCAUGUGACGUGUCUGUCGGAGGAAACACUAGUCGAGGGAGAUGCCGACAUGAUCCGUUUAAACUCUGUUUUCCGGUUCUUUAAUCAUUUUGGUAUCUUGCUGUCAGUUAAAUAAGCUUAAAAUUAAGUUACAAGCUAACGGUUUGUGAAUGACAGAGGUGGGUGUUAUUUCCCCGCAGCGCUUUGUUAGUUGUAUUUGGCGAGUAGAACUAAAAUGGAGUUUCAACAGGUUUUGAGUAAAAUGAAACUCAGAAUAACCGAUUCCGACUGAAGCUUUCAACCUCUUUUGGUGAUGGGCUCGGUGACGUCUGCUCUAACAAGGACGAGAAACGCGUUGGUGAAAGUGGGUUCAGAGCCGGAGAACCAUGACCCGGAGAGAAGCCAGUCCGCUCCGGAAUCGGACCGGGCCAGGAAGAGGAGCGCGCGGUUUACCGUCGCGAGCCAAACCGGACGGCAGAGUUCCCGCCAGUCGCUGUCCGAGGUGCUGAGCAGACAAGACUCCGACGGCGGCAAACUAACUGCGAAGAAAAAGACUUCUGAAGGUCAACAGAGCGUGGCAAAUGAAGAUGGGGAGAGCGCCACCAGACCACAAGCUAGUUUUGCACGUUCAAAGUCACAGAGUGCUUUGUGGAAUGCCAUCACGGCGGGGAUGGGGAUCAAAGGCAAAGAGCAGAAGCCCCCGCUGAAUGACCCACGAAGUCCUGAAGAGAUUUUGGCUGAUGAUCUUCCUGCAGCAGAUGAACCAGAUGCCACAGAGAAAACGGCCAUCAGAUUAAGAUGUCUGGUGAAGCAACUGGAGAGAGGAGAGGCUUCCCUCACUGACCUCAAGAAAAACCUUGAGUAUGCGGCGUCGGUGCUGGAAUCAGUUUACAUUGAGGAGACAAGGCGUUUGGUGGACACAGAGGAUGAGCUCAGUGACAUCCAGUCAGAGUCUGUGCCCUCAGAGGUGCGGGACUGGCUGGCUUCCACCUUCACCCGUCAGAUGGGCCUUAUGCUGCGCCGCAAUGAAGAGAAACCUCGCUUCCGCAGCAUCGUCCACGCCGUCCAGGCUGGCAUAUUUGUUGAGAGGAUGUACCGACGUACCUCCAAUAUGGUGGGACUCAGCUACCCCCCUUCUGUCAUAUCUGUGCUUAAGAAUGUUGACAAGUGGUCGUUUGACGUGUUCGCCCUAAAUGAGGCCAGCGGGGAGCAUGCACUUAAAUUCAUAUUCUACGAGUUGCUCACAAGAUACGACCUCAUUAGUCGUUUCAAGAUCCCGAUCUCUGCGGUGGUGUCAUUUGUGGAGGCCCUAGAAGUGGGAUACAGCAAACAUAAAAACCCCUACCACAACCUGAUGCAUGCUGCUGAUGUCACACAGACUGUACACUACUUGCUACUCAAGACUGGCAUGGUGCAUUGGUUGACUGAGCUUGAGAUCUUUGCCAUGAUCUUUGCGGCGGCAGUGCACGACUACGAGCACACGGGGACCACAAACAACUUCCACAUUCAGACAAGGUCAGACACAGCUAUCCUGUACAAUGACCGCUCAGUGUUGGAGAGUCACCAUGUCAGCGCAGCCUACCGCCUACUGCAGGAUGACGAUGAGAUGAACAUCCUCUACAACCUCUCCAAGGAUGACUGGAGAGAGCUGCGGGCUCUGGUGGUGGAGAUGGUGCUGGCCACAGAUAUGUCCUGCCACUUCCAGCAGGUUAAGGCCAUGAAGAACUUCCUACAACAACCUGAGGGCAUUGACAAGCCCAAAGCGCUGUCCCUGCUGCUGCACACAGCAGACAUCAGCCACCCGGCCAAAAGCUGGGACCUCCACCACCGCUGGACCACCUCCCUACUGGAGGAGUUCUUCAGACAGGGGGACAAAGAAGCAGAGCUCGGCUUGCCGUUCUCUCCACUCUGUGACCGAAAGUCCACAAUGGUGGCACAGUCCCAGAUCGGGUUCAUAGACUUCAUCGUGGUGCCCACCUUCACUGUGCUGACGGACAUGACGGAUCGCAUCGUCAAGCCACUCAUAGACGAGGCCUCCCAUUCAGGUUUUGCCGGCUUUAGACGCUCAAGUCUGAACAGUAUUAGCUCAGAUGAGGCCAAGAGGCACAGUGUGAAGAGCACGGGCUCCGACAGCAGCUCGUCGGGACAAAGCUCUCUGUUGAUGGUGGACCUGAAGAACUUCAAGGCGUUGUGGAAUGAAGAGGUUUAUCAGAAUAGAGAGAGGUGGAAAGCACAGGCUAGUAAAGAGGCGGAGGAGAGAGCUAAAAAGGAAGCGGAGGAGCAAGCCCAGCAGGAAGAGGCUAUGGAGCCGCAGGAGGUCCACACAGAAUCAGAACAGCCUGAACCAAAGGAGGACCAAUUGGAGGGGGAAGAGCCCGAGUCAACGGAGGCCAGCAGACCACCGGAUGGUAACACAGGGGAAACAGAGCAGGGAGCACAGCCUGGGAGCGCCACACACGAGAAUCCUCCAUUGCAGAAUGGAGAGUUGUCUGAAGGAGCUGAAUCUCCAGAGAGUGACGAAAACAAAAACAAAGGAGUCGAUGCAGAGGUAGAGAUGGAAUAAUGGAGCUGUGGAGAAUCAAGGCCACACUGUUGCAUCUUUGCGCUGCUGUCGACCUGAACCUGCAUUUACACAGAUGGGAGAACUCAGACUCACACCAGAGGGAAGUCCAUUAGUUGGACUGCAUCGCCCUCUACAGGACACCAAGAAACUGACACCUUCACGUCCCUUUUUGCCUCCAUGAUCUACUGUUAUUACUUUUAACCAUGUUUAUACUCCCGCGUCCUUUUAUGCAGAGCUUGUGGCUCUGCUCACGUGCAUUAUUCCUCCCUUCCUGCUUACUGAUAAAGAGGGUACAGAAGAAGAUUUAAUGACGUUAAGAUGACGGCCACGAUGGUGAGGAUGAAGAGGAGCUUUUGAAAGACUGACACCGAAAAUGUUGCUUUUUUAAGUUUGCCAAUCUUUAACUUCGCUCUAAGUCAUAUGUUUAACUCAGCCACAAACAUGUAGCCAUUGUACACGUCCUACUUUUCACUGCUGCGUUAUUUCUGUCAACACAAGUCUGAUAAAAAACAUUUAUUUAGAGACAUAAAGUUUUGUGUCACAGCAAUUUAUUUUACUGAAUAAUACAUAAGUGCAGAUUUGUGGGAAAUGCAGAACAGAUUGUGCAGAUGUAUAUCAAGAGGGACUAUAACUGCUACACAGUAUGUAGAGCAUAUGAGUACUAUUUAACUAGUAAGUAGUACUUAUACAAAUCCUCACUAUCUAAAAACUUAACUCCUGUUGGGAGUCUCUUAUGUUUGUUGAAGCUACUACAAAAAACUGUUUUUACCACCAGUUGUGGCUAAUUUUUUUUGCCCUUAACAUGUUUACUGUCUUAGUGCUUUCCUCAGACAUUGUGCAAUUCUAAUGUGUUCCUUGCAGCCAGGUUUAUAUUGUUUUUUGUGUGUUUUUGUCCUCAUUACUGUAUAUAUUGAAGGUUUGUAUAUGUAUGGAUCUGAGGAGGAGUAAAUGUCCUAUGAAUCCACAAUCCACCAAUGUUUUUUUUGUGUGGAUAUAAUGUAAGAUAUUGUAGUGAAAAAUGUCCAAGAAGUAGAAUGCAACUUUUGCAUUUCAAACAUAUCACACACACACACACACACACACACACACACACACACACACACACACACACACGAAUGCAUUCAAGUUUUUGUAAUAUUUAAAAAUCUUUUUGUUUACCUUUUAUUUUGUAACAUUCUCAUUUGUUUUGCAUUUGUUAUGUCCUAUAUGAAUCAUGCAAUAGAUGUGUCUAAUAUCCUCACACUGUAUGUCAUUUCUUCGUCAAAAGACUUCUUCACGAUGCCUUCUUAUAUGUAUUUAAGCUGUAGCAAAAAGUCUACAUUAGUUUCAUUAGAAUUUGAGAAAAAUCGUAUAUAUGUACGUUAUUUUAUUUUGCAGUACGGUUAUGUUACAGCAGCUUCACCUAGAGGUUGUUGGUGUAAUGUUUAAUCAGUGUGUUUACAGUGUGCUCGUACACCUAUUAGCCAGUUAAAUCCAUCAUGCUUUUGUGAUGCAUCCGAGGCUGAGUCUAAACUGUAUCUGCUUCUUGGUCGUUUGCCAGGUUUUUACGGCUUGUUAUGUUGUGUAUAGGAGAUGCAAAUAUUGCUUACUGUGCAUAUGUGCAUAUAACAUAUUGAACCUCUGCAACACUGGUUCAGCUUUUACUCUAUACUUAUUAUGUGUAAUUGGAAGAAAAGAAGCAUUUUGGCAGUAUUUGCAUAAUGAUUGAUAUGUUUUUCCCUAAAACUUUUGCACUUUUAUUUAGUGUUUCCUUAUGUUUUGGCAUGAAAAUCACAAAGUUUAUUGUGCCAAGAUCAAGUUCUUGGCACAUUCUAAGCUUAUUAUAAGUAUACUGUACAUGUGUAUACUGCUACAUAUACUAAUACAUAUAGUAUAUAAGGGGGUUCAAAAAAACACAAACAUUUAUAUAAAAAUGUAGGAAUUCUGAAUUAUUUUUUAGUCUCUUUGUUUUAAUACACGCUCCCCAUUUUAUAUUAAAACAGGAACUUUAGUAUCGUGCUGAGAUAUAAAGCAGUUUGUCACGCUAUGUAACCACAUACUACUUUCUACCUAGAAAAUACAGUCAGUGGUUAGCAAGCCAGCUGGCUGAAUGUGUGCCUAUAUAUGUACUUUCCAUUUGACACCUUUCACCCGUAGGAAAACAAAUGUUGUGAUGUCAUUUGAAUCUGUGCUGAUCCAGAUGCAGUCAAACAAACCAGUUAAUAUCUUCCUACAAGAAUUCACACUAAAGAGUCUUGAGUAAAGACGUUUAGUUUAGACAUUGUUGGAAAGUCUGUCUGUUAAGUCAGGAGUUUGAUGUUGCAGAAGUAUAGUAUUUAUAAUGGUAUAUGUUGCUCUUUUUCAUUUAGAAAAAUCUGUUUCGUAGCUGUAUAGCUUUUUGUUUCACUGUACCGUUCGCUGCUUUUUUUUUACUCCAAAAAGUAUGUCUUCAACAUGUAAUUUUUCUUUUUCAUUUUGUCUUUCCUCUCUGGUUAUAUUUGUCCUUGUGUUUCUGUUCGAUAGUUUUAUUCCACCAACUCUGAAGUCAGAAAAAUUACAGUGGCUCAAAACUCAAAACUGUAAAUUUAAAGUGUAACAAUCAUAGUAAAUUAGAUUUAUGAAUACAACAAAAACUCAUUGUGUCCUCAAAAUAGCCUGCCUGGUACUUGGUAAAGCAGAAUAUAUUUUCUGUACCAAGAGACCAAAACAUGUACAGUCUUGUAGUUUGCUCUAUCUUUCAUUUGCUAUUGUGAUAGUAUGAAUAUUUAACAAGACUUUAUACCAACCAUAAUCAGAAACAUAGCUGUAUUUAGGACAUGUAAAGACUUCUAAACAUGGUGUUUUGUAAUGGUUACUAUGGAACAGAUUAUUUGUUGUUUGUUUAAUGCUUUGUUUACUUGUUUAGUCUGAAUCACUCUGUAAUGACUAAUCUCAAACUGUUCUAGUGACUGAGGUUAGACAGACGUAAAGUGUGUGUGUGUGUGUGUGUGUGUGUGUGUGUGUGUGAGUGUGUGUGAGAAACUGCCGAAAAAUACUUAAUGUGCAUUUCUGAUCUCCUCACUGUGACCUGCUCUAUCGAUGAGAUUGUGAUGAGAUGAGUGUGUGUGUGUGUGUGUGUGUGUGUGUGUGAUGGAGAGAGAGAGAUAAACAGAAAGUGAUGGACUGUAUAAAGCUGGGUAAACAACUUUCACCACCAAAAACAUUAUCAAGAAAAUACAUUUCAGAUCAGUUUUUUUUCCAUUUUAAAGAUCAAACUCUCAUAUGUUUUAUAUAUUCUUUGAGGCUGAUUCAACUGAAUAUGUUUACAUAUAUAAAACAGUAAUAGACAUAUUAUGAAGGUCAAAUUAUAGACAGUUAUAUCGGCCUAAAAAGUGGAUGAAACAAUUAAGAAAAGGUGGGUAGUCAAACCAGCUAACAGUAGUAAACCGCCUGACGUUUAACCUUCACUACAUCCCUGAACAGUCAGAGGGAGUAAGAGAGUGUGUGUGGGGGGGUUGUGUGUGUAUGCAUGUAUGUGCAUGCAUGUGUGUGUUACUGUCCCAUGCCGGCCAGGCGGCCGUGUGUGCCACCAUGCUCUGUGACUGCACAGCCGUAUCAAUAAAUCUGGACUCAAAGGGCUCA
Messenger RNA from Siniperca chuatsi (mandarin fish), 6369 nucleotides. RefSeq names its product phosphodiesterase 1C, calmodulin-dependent b (gene pde1cb). Gene Ontology annotation, biological process: signal transduction. Lineage: Eukaryota; Metazoa; Chordata; Actinopteri; Centrarchiformes; Sinipercidae. The transcript has 18 exons. The record is from RefSeq and is a predicted model, not a curated record. Gene Ontology annotation, molecular function: 3',5'-cyclic-nucleotide phosphodiesterase activity. Bases 520 to 2769 code for a protein of 749 amino acids.